GGAUUAAAGUAAUAUCCUGUGUACUCUUCAGGUUAUGGAAUCUCAAAUGUCAUUGAAAAAGCAGAGACUUCUCUUGGGAUCCCAAGCUCUACUGAAUUACAAUCUGAAGCCAAAGAUGCUGUGGAAGAAAGCCAGCAUUCUGAAGAAAGCAGUAAUAAAGGAGAGACUGACGGUCUGAUGCCUGUUAGUGGUGCACUUGGAAUGCUUUCUACCAUCUCUGCUGCAGUUCAGAGCACAGGGAAGACAGUUAUUACUGGAGGUCUGGAUGCAUUAGAAUUCAUUGGGAAGAAGACUAUGGAUGUGAUUGCUGAAGGUGACCCUGGAUUUAAGAAAACAAAAGGCCUGAUGAACAGAAAUUCUACACUUUCUCAGAUAUUGCGAGAGGCAAAAGAGAAAGAAGAACAAUGGACAUCCACUGAGGUUUCCAUGGCUACAGAGAAGAAAGCCCAUUAUGGGCUAUUCUUUGAUGAGUUUCAGGGUCUUUCUCAUUUGGAAGCCUUAGAGAUGCUUUCCAGAGAGAGUGAAUCAAAGGUAAAGUCAGUUAUAAGCUCGCUGUCUGGAGAGGAGUUAAACACUUUAAAGGCAGAGUUGGAACAGCUCAAAGAAGCAUUUUCCUUAGCAGAAUUUUGUGAUGAUGAAGAGGAAGAAAAGAGAGAUGUGGAAGACUUCACAAAAGAAAUAACAGAUCUCUUUUCCCAACUACAUGUCUCCACAAAGCCAACCAAACUGACCCAAGCAAGGAACUCUGCAUGUGAAUUGAUUAAAAGCCUUGGAGUGCAAACUGCAAAAGAAGAAAAACAGGAUGAAGGAGACCAGCACGUGGACUCCGGGGAUGCUAACCAAGGGGAUAAAAAAUCAGUUGAGAAUAUUCACACAUUUGCAAUAAGAAGCCUGGCAGAAUUGACAGCCUAUUCUAUUGAAGUGUUCCACAAAACGGCUGCAUUGUUUCUUCAUGGUCAGAAAGAAGAAGUGCUAGCUGUAGUCCGAGCCAAAGCCCUUUCACAAAUGACCAUUGUUCUGUGUAAAGAACUGUCAUCUCUUUCCAAGGACUUUGCUACAUGUUUAACAGCUGCAGGGAUGGAAGAGAAGACAGAUAUCCUUAACCCUUUAAUCACUGGAGUGUUUUUGGAGGCUUCAAACAGCGCCUCUUAUAUACAAGAUGCCUUCCAGCUCCUCCUGCCAGUUUUACAGAUCUCCCACAUACAGACUCGGACAGAGUUAUCACAGCAAUAAAUCAAAUCUGACUGUACUAGAGCAGCAUUCCCAGUCUUCUUGAAUGAUUAUUCUCUGGUUCCACAAAACAUAAGGAGCAUGUAAUAAAGAAAAACGCUUUGAUUUCUAAUUCCCACUGACUAGAAAUAAGGUGCUGAAUAUCUAUAACAGAGCUUCUGCUUAACAGUAUAAAAUACAGACAAUAUAACAAGUAGAAAGUGUGGGUGGGUCAUGUUCUUUCUACUACUGUCCUGCUACUUUGUUGGAAAAGUAUGGUAUUAAGAUCUUUGAUGGGAAUUUUUUUUUAAUAAAGAGAAAGAAUUAGUAUUGCUACACUCAUAGAAUCAGAGUCAAUUAUACAGGAGAAUUAUUGGAGUUAGUAAUUGUGCAGGCAGAUAUACCAUAUACUCUUUGAAAGGUUACAUUAAGUUAAUUACCAACUAAUCUAGGAUAAAAAUAAUUACAGCAAAGGGUAAGCAUAGAGCAGUGGUCUUACUGUGUCCAUUCUUAACUGACCUGGAGAGCCAAGAGAAGGAAGAAGAUUGCUAAGGUUGCAGUGCUGUGUAUGGUUACCUGGGGGUAAGCCCCAUUAGUUACAAUGUGACCUCCUUCCAAGUAAAUAUGCAUAUAGUUAUGCUGCAGUUUGUUUUGUUUUUUGAAGACUAAGUUAAAGGCCUUGCUGUUGUAACCUUGACUGUCCAUCAGUGAAAGCUUGGAGAUAAACUGGGAAUUCUUAAACCUCUUUGAAUGAAAGUACUGUUUCCAAGAUGAUGAAAUUCAGUGGACACUCUUUUGUGGAUAGAACAUAAGCCUGUAGCUGACAUGGCUGAUGCAUUUUCAAUGUCUUAGUUAUCAAGCAAUAAACGAAAGGUAUCCAAAA
Molecule: messenger RNA, 2092 nt
Organism: Sceloporus undulatus (fence lizard)
Lineage: Eukaryota; Metazoa; Chordata; Lepidosauria; Squamata; Phrynosomatidae
Gene: FAM114A2
Product: family with sequence similarity 114 member A2
Exons: 11
Coding region: 178-1233 (351 amino acids)
Source: RefSeq, a predicted model, not a curated record